Molecule: messenger RNA, 1469 nt
Organism: Eucalyptus grandis
Lineage: Eukaryota; Viridiplantae; Streptophyta; Magnoliopsida; Myrtales; Myrtaceae
Exons: 2
Coding region: 550-1374 (274 amino acids)
Biological process (GO): regulation of DNA-templated transcription
Source: RefSeq, a predicted model, not a curated record
UAACUUGGAUUUACGGACUAAGUCCGAAUCGAGUCCCGUUCUCUGCUCUCAAUUCUCUGUCAACUAUUUCUUUUUGCUUUGAUUCUCUCGAGUGGAAUAUCAAAUCUGUUAAAAUAUCUCACAUCGUUUUGCCUGUCCCAUUCUGUGUAUCCCCAAACAUGGCGACUUUGUUGUUUCUAUGGAUAUUAUCCCUCGUCGGAAAUUGAGCCAUUUUCCCGAAUAAGUCUUCAUUUGGCCGGAACACUUUCAGGUCGUUCGAGAAAAUUUCCAAUGCCUUCGGGCGAUCAUUGCCGUCCAGUGCUUUAAGAUAGUUUUGCUUCCUCAGGUAGAAAUAGAUCUGUAUAGAAUCAAUUGUCAUCGAGCCGUGUGAAAUCCAGGAGAUACUUUUCGACCUCAUCCCAGAGCCCGUCGCGCACUAGCUCCUCAAAAUAACUCCAGCCAAAAUGUACUCCCGAUUCACGCUUGUGAAGCUUCCUUUGUGGCCCCCCCUCUUUCAAGAUCUAUAAGAUAAUUAAGAUCAAGUGGGCAUCGAGAAGAGGCAUUUCGUGAAUGUCAGGCAAUGCCAUUUCGAUGGUGGUCGAAGCAAAGUUGGCGAUCCGCACAGGAGUGUUGGGAUCAGAGUUCUUCUUGUCUGAGAAAGCUCCCAUUAAACCUUUUACAACGAUUGUCGUCGCAACUUUACGUCAGCCAUGCCGGUGUCUAUUGUUCACCAAACUCGCUGCCCUGGAGUGCUGUUUCGCCACUUUCCUUCUGAAAAACAAAUUCCAUCAUCAGACUUGCCGCCCUCAAACGAGCCAGAUCUUGAAGUUUCACUAUGAUCUGCUGUUGCACGCACUGGCCUGCGCUGCUACCCCUCGAAUCUACACACCUUACAUCCGAAAAAUCCUUCACUGUAUUAUUGACAUCAUCGGCAUGUCAGCUUCAGCGAGCCGUCCCUGGUUCUUGUACAUUGGACCGGUUCUUAAGGACACAGGCUUUGGCGUUACAUCGCUGGUAAUACCCGUGCGCCUGCUAAGAAUACUGGUGAAAUUGAGGAUAAAUUUGUCCUUCAAUGAAGCUUCGCACACGCUUGAGCGUGAUCUGGGAGUUUAUUUCGGCUGGAGUAACUUUGAGGAGCUGAUGCUCGACGGGCAAUGGAAUGAGGCCGAGAAGUAUCUUUCUGGUUUUACAGAGCUCCGGACGACAGAUUCUCCAUCCAUGUCUGUUUCAGACCUACGAAAAGAAAAUAUCUUGACAGCAAUGAUUGCAGGAAGGCAAAAUGAUUUUUUUACGAGCGAUCUAACAGUGUUCCAGCCAAAUAAAGACUUACUCGAGGAAAUGACUCAAUUUUUGACAUCGGAUAAUAUUAGGAGAAACAACAAUCUGGCCAUGUAAGGAGAUGCACGGAAUGCAAGAAGUGAGAUAUUUAAAUUCAUGGUAUAACCAAACGAUGUGUAAUAUUUCAACAAAAAUAAACUUGAGUUGAUGAA